Messenger RNA from Darwinula stevensoni, 3615 nucleotides. The record is from the annotation of a GenBank genome assembly. NCBI's taxonomy places the organism in Eukaryota, Metazoa, Arthropoda, Ostracoda, Podocopida, Darwinulidae.
GGCGUCUCCCUACGUUGUCAUGGGUUGCAGGGGGAAUAACUGAUUCGACAGCGAUGAAUCACGAAGUGCCUGUCGAUAUUGAUGGGGUGGCUCUGCUUCGAGAUGGGAAUGAAGAUUCUGAUUCAGCUCGCCGUGCUGUCCAUUGGGAUGGGGAGACACAAAUCCGAGAGGCGCUGAUCAGCGAGCUUCCUUCCAGAGCUCUUGGGACAGGGGUAGCUCAUUCCGCUCCUGCCACCAUCUCUCGAGAUGGCUCCACAAAACAGAGAGCAAAGCCAAGGUUGAGAAACUUGACUUGGAAAAAUACUCUACGCCAUCGGAGACUCCAGGCCAUGAUUGGAUCAGGUGAAGAAGAAGUGGAAUCUGCCAUUCUUAAGAUUGUUCAGGAAGACACAAAAGGAGAGUCUUCUCAGAUCCAAGCUCUUAGAAAGCUGGCAGAGCCACUUACAUUCCGAAGAAGGGUGAAGAAUCAAUUGAGUGCUCCAAAAGAUGAUGUUAACAUGAAAUCCAUUGGAAUUUGGACCCAGUUUGUCCUUAGUAUAAGCAUCACAUUCCAGAAAACCCGCAUUGCUCUCAGUGAGGCUAUGACAGAUUGGGCUCUGUGGAGUAGUGCUUUGCGGGAGAUAGAAGGGCACUUUGGAAGUGGAGUUGGGACAUACUUUCGUUUCCUUCGCAGGCUCUUCCUCAUUAACAUCUUCCUUUCCAUCAUCAUCUUGGGCCUGCUGUUUGUACCUAACAUCCUCAUGAAGCAAUACCCAGACAAUGUCUCCUAUCCUGGGUUGGAUAUCUCUGUUGAUAAUGCACGUGAACGAUUAGCCAUCUAUCACACUCAGGAUUUGUUUGCACCUAGAAGUGAGCUAAAGGUUUCACUUAAUGAGUCUCAUGACUUCAAUUUCAUGGACAUCUUCACUGGAGAAGGCUGGCUGAACCAAACAGAUGUGUUCUAUGGAAGUUAUUCAUCUGGCCGGCUGUCUAAUCGCAUUCCUGGGAUGGACUUUGUCAUGCCUGAAGCCUACUUCUUUACCAUGUGUUUCUGCAUUUUCAUUGGCAGUGUCAUUCUUUCUCUCAAUGCAGCCUUUUCAUACAAGCAAAAUUUCAUCAUGGCUGAGGGUGAAAAUCGGAAUCAGCUCAUUGGGAAGAUUUUCUGUGGAUGGGAUUAUAGCAUUACUUCACAACGUGCUGCUGACAUGCGAUCUAAAAGCAUUUUCAAUGAUCUCAAGGACUACGUGGAGCAGCUACGUAAAGAAAAGGUAGAGAUUAGCAGAAGAAGGUUGGUCAUCAUCAUUGGUGUGAACAUCUCAGUCAUUUUCAUGGUUGCGUGCUCUGCUCUUGUUGUGCUGCUUCUCCUUGAUCCUUCUCUAAUUGCUUCCAUGGAAUCAUGGAGUGAAGGCACUAGGUCCAAGUUGCAUCUUUGGGCUGUUCCAUUAAUAAUUGCAGUCCUCAUUUAUACUUUGCCUGUGAUAUUCUCUGCUUUGGCCAAGUAUGAAGACUACUCCAAUCCCCGGAUGCCACUCUAUGUCACCCUCUUCAGACUCAUUUUGAUGCAGGCUACCAUCAUGGGAUGUGUAGUGUCCCAUUUUAUUAUUCGCAAGGACAAUUUCGUUUGUUGGGAGAAUUUCUUUGGUCAAAUGAUUUAUCGGCUGAUGAUCAUGGAUUUUCUCAUCUUUGGUGUUCUUGGGGCUAUCCUGGAGUUCAUAAGAAAAUUCCUCAACAAGAAAAUCCCAUUUUUGGAAAGAUGGGGGAACUCUGAGUUUCAGAUUGCACGCAACAUCCAGAAUUUGCUUUAUUCACAGACCCUUGUCUGGCUGGGUCUCUUCUUCUGUCCAUUCAUUCCCAUCAUUGCUUCUAUCUGCAUGUUCGUCAAUUUCUACUUGAAGAAGUUUUCUGCUUUGAUGAAUCAGCAGAUGUCUGCUCGGACAUGGAGAGCAGCUCAAGCAGAGACAGUUUACCUCUGCUUAGCUUUUGUCAUGCAAAUCAUCACUCUGGUCCUCUUCUUCUACAUGAUUAUCUCUGUCCCAAUCUCAAAGGAUUGUGGGCCUUUCCGUGACCUCAACAUCACCCUUGUGUCAGAUCUCAUGCUCCAUUUGGUUGACUUUUGGGACAGCAGCUCAGACUUUUUCCUCCGACUCAUUGCCUUUCUUCAGAAGGGAGGCAUCAAGUUUGCAGUCAUCCUAUUUAUUCUGGCUGGGGUUUAUUAUCUACGCAUAGUGGCUCAUGCACAUUCCAAAAUUGUGGAUGUUGUUCGUCAGCAAUUGACUCUUGAACGCAAGGACAAGGCCUACCUCCUGCGGCGUAUUGAGGUUGAGAUGAAGAGUUCUCGAUCACGGCGUUCUUUCUCAAGGAAUCUGAGUGAUUCAACUGGAAGUAUAGAUUCCCUGGAGCCAUCCAAUAAUGUACUGAUUGAAUCUUCCCGGAAGGAGGAUUUUUCAUAUGACAACACAGCUAUGGAGCUGGAGAAUUCCCCUUUACCUUCACUGGACAGGUCCAUGGAAAGGGAAAGACCAGUUUCAGCAUGGAAUUCAAGGCCAAGGCAGUCCUUCACUCGAGGCCCAGGUGUCAUCUCCCCUAUGCAGUCUCGGCCUCAUCAACUUCUUGCUCGAGACCACAGCUCUGCUUCCUCUAUUUCUGCUGAACCAGCACAGCAACCACCAAGGCUCCCAUUGCAGGAAACAAGUGGAAGAGGUCCAUCCUUUGUCAGAGACCCAGGUUUCAUAUCUCCUUCUUAUAUGGGCCAGGAUUUAAGGAAUCGGCGUCCUAUGGAUCGAACCACAGGUGCUAAUCUUGAGGAGAAUCUAUCAGGAACUGACCUGUACCAGAGCAUCUUAGCCCAAGCAUCUAGUGAUGCAUACCGCAUGAGGCCAUCCUAUGGGCCAGCUGAAAGGAGGAGGGAGCCACAAAGAUUCAUGGAGGCAGUUCCAAGAAAUGAUUCAUUUUAUUCAGGAGGAAGAGACAGGCAGAGGCAGUUGAUACAGAGCCCUAGAAUUCAUGCUGGAGGGCCAUAUGGAAUGCCUUCCUAUACACAGAGUCAGCCCCAAGGAAGGGCUCCAUAUGAUGCACUGCAGUACCAAAGUCAAAUGCAUAGUAUGGAGCGCUCUCGCUAUGGGCAGGGCUAUCCACAAUAUUACUCUUCAAAUCGGUAUUGAAAGCAUUUAAAGUCUUCCAUUUGAGAUUCCACAACAGUGUACUUUCUUUGAAUUGCAUAUUUUUCAGAGUAAUUCCAGGCUUUUGACAUAAUUGGCUCUUUUUGUUCUGGCAAGUCAAUUUAUAAAUCUGUGAUACCUGAGUGCCAAAGACAGUCAAUAAAUUUUGCUGCCAUCGAUAAUGAUUAGAGGUUUAUCAAGGACUGGUUGCUGAUACUUAUUCUGGAUGUUCCUCAUUGCCAUGUGAAGGUGACUUUCAUGGGAAGCAUUCAUUUCAUAAUUUGGUGGCUUUCAUAAAUUUAUCGAACAAUUAUAUUUUAUAGAUGCUUAUGUAAUGCAUCAGUGAUUUUGACUUCAUGAUGUGUUUAUGGCAUUCAGUUUGAAAUUGUGUCUUUCAUGGUUGAUUUUUGCUUAUUUUCUGGUGACAAUUUUUUCUUCCAAAAUAUAUUGUUCAUGAAUACAACAUUUUUACCAGUCU